AAAAUACCCUCUUUGCGUCAUCUUCUCCACUCUCUCAGUGCUGCAGCCUCUCACACUCAACCAAACCACAAUCUCUGGGCAGCAUCAAUGGCGUGUAGAGUUCAAUACUCCAUUCACAACAGCCUCCGCUUCUUCUCCUCCUCUCCAUCGUCUCUCAAUUUCUGCUCUUCUGCAAAACCACACAAAAUUCGCUUCAGAAAUUCUAAGUAUGUCUCCAUUUCUAAGGGCGCGCUGUACUGUACUUGCAGCGCAGACCCUUUCGUCCUCACCACUCCGCUUUAUUACGUGAAUGCCCCGCCCCAUAUGGGCAGCGCCUACACCACCAUUGCCGCCGACGCCAUCGCCCGUUUUCAGAGACUAUUAGGCAAGAAGGUCAUAUUUAUAACUGGCACAGACGAGCACGGGGAGAAGAUUGCUAGUGCUGCCAUGGCCAAUGGUUCAAGUCCUAGCAAACAUUGUGAUUCUGUCUCACAAGCUUACAGGGCACUAUGGAGAGAGUUAGACAUAUCUAAUGACAAGUUCAUUCGCACAACCAAUCCCAACCAUGAAGCCAUUGUCAAGGAAUUCUAUUCUAGGGUUCUGGCAAAUGGUGAUAUCUACCGUGCUGACUAUGAGGGACUGUACUGUGUAAAUUGUGAGGAAUACAAGGAUGAGAAGGAGUUGUUGGAAAAUAACUGCUGUCCUGUGCACCUCAAGCCAUGCCUCGACAGGAAGGAAGACAAUUACUUCUUUGCAUUGUCUAAGUACCAAAAACAAUUGGAACAGAUUUUGGAGGAGAACCCGGAUUUUGUACAACCUUCUUAUCGUUUACAUGAGGUGCAAGGUUGGGUCAAAAGGGGCUUGAGAGAUUUUUCCAUUUCUCGAGCUUCAGUUGAUUGGGGCAUUCCAGUUCCUAGCGAUGCUAAGCAGACUAUAUAUGUAUGGUUUGAUGCUUUGUUGGGUUACAUAUCUGCUCUUUCGGAGGAAGAGGAGCAGCCUAGCUUACAAAAUGCAAUUUCCUCCGGUUGGCCUGCAUCGCUGCACUUGAUCGGCAAGGACAUAUUACGGUUUCAUGCAGUUUACUGGCCAGCAAUGCUGAUGUCAGCUGGAGUAAGCCUCCCAAAGAAGGUUUUUGGUCACGGAUUCUUGACCAAGGAUGGCCUGAAAAUGGGGAAGUCACUGGGGAAUACCCUCGAACCUACCGAGUUGGUGCAGAGAUUUGGACCUGAUGCAGUCAGGUAUUUCUUCCUUAAGGAGGUGGAAUUGGGUAAUGAUGGGGACUACUCAGAGGAGCGUUUCAUCAACAUUGUUAAUGCAAAUCUUGCAAAUACAAUUGGUAAUCUUCUUAAUCGUACGCUUGGACUUUUGAAGAAGAAUUGUCAAUCCACCAUUGCUGUUGAUUCAGCAAUUGCAGCAGAAGGAAAUUCACUCAAGGAUGCAGUGGAGAAGCUGGUUGAGAAAGCAAGACAGCACUAUGAGAAUCUUGAACUGUCAUCAGCUUGUGCGGCUGUACUAGAGAUCAGUAGUGCUGGAAACGUAUAUAUCGAUGAAAAAGCACCAUGGUCUCUUUUUAAGCAAGGGGAGUCUGGGUUCGCAACUGCAUCAAAGGACCUAAUAAUUGUACUGGAAGCCAUAAGGAUUGUGGCAAUUGCAUUAUCCCCAAUUACUCCGAGUCUAUCUUUCAAGAUUUUCACCCAGCUCGGCUACUCGGAAGAUCAAUUCAGUAACAUUACUUGGAGUGAGACCAGAUGGGGUGGGCUGAAGCAAGGCCAUGUCACAGCUCAGCCAAAACCAGUUUUCUCGAGAAUUGAUCUUGAAACCGAGCUGACCGAUACAACUGACGAUUCUAAGAAAACAAGCAAGAAAAAAGAUAAGCAGAAGACUCAAAAGAUAUUCUGAAACUAUAUAUGAAAAGCAAGUGUAAAGCAGAAUACAGUUAAAUCACAUAGGUGCUGGAGCACAAUCAUCAGAGGAAAGUGUGGUGCUUGAGACAGGACCAUAAGCGGGAGCCGCAGAUGAAGAAAUGGGACCAGAAGCUGCGGCACCUGAACUCUGGAGCUGGAUCGCAGAACGUCGAGAGCUUGUUGUCUCGAACUUGCACAGGUUUGAAGGGGAAGAUUUACCUUCUGCCAGAGCCAAGUUUUGGUAGAGAUCGACGAUGUUUGGGCAGUUGUAGUAACACUGUGGAGAGCAGAGCUUGAGGGUGAAGCGAGUCUCGAGGAGUGAGUCGGAGGAGAUGCCAACAGACUUCCUGUCGAGCCCACACGCGCUCACGCACUCAUCAGUCUCUAUGUAUGCCGGUGGCACAUUCAUGGCCAUGAUCUCAGAAGUCUUGCACUGCAACUCCACAACCCCAGCAUCCGAUUGGAGGGUUUCCAACACGCAUCUUCUCCCAGACGACGCGAUGGAGAGAGAGCACAUUCCAGAUGGCAACUCCUCGCACACGAGCUCCCCUACACAAAAAUUGAAAGUGAAUCAAGGUACAAAUAUAUCAUGCAACAGGAGAAGAAAAGAAAACAUUGCUCAAAUGUACCAAGAGCUCCUUCGAGGAUGAGAGCAAAGGCGAGGAAGGCGAUCAGACGGCUCAUUUUCGAUGGAAGGGGAAGUGAUCAACUUGGUAAGGCAGAAGGUAUGUAUGUGUAUUAGAAAGAAGAGAUGGGAUGUUUGUUGUGGUUGUGGAGAGCAAGUAGGGUUUAUAUAGGGAAUGGCGAUGCAGCAUGCGGGAAGCGUUUAACGUUGUCGUUGACAUCGAACGUGGUUGCUGGGGGAUCUUUGGCGUUGAGUUUAUUAGUGAAGGUCGAGGCAAAACAUGGGUCACUUUUUUGUUUGUGUUGUUCACUAUCUUGAUGCUAAGUUUGUUGGUUUGCACAGCUGGUUCGAGCAGUCAAUAGAGUGAAGAUGAAUUCAUCGACGUUGUUUGGUGCUA
This is a messenger RNA of Salvia miltiorrhiza (redroot sage), 2905 nucleotides long. RefSeq names its product methionine--tRNA ligase, chloroplastic/mitochondrial. The record is from RefSeq and is a predicted model, not a curated record. The transcript is spliced from 15 exons. Gene Ontology annotation, biological process: methionyl-tRNA aminoacylation. Gene Ontology annotation, molecular function: ATP binding; methionine-tRNA ligase activity. Gene Ontology annotation, cellular component: mitochondrion; chloroplast stroma. The coding region runs from base 88 to 1878 and encodes 596 amino acids. Lineage: Eukaryota; Viridiplantae; Streptophyta; Magnoliopsida; Lamiales; Lamiaceae.